UAGCGAAGCGGCUUCGGGACAUAAACAACAGACUGUUCCCUUGUACUCUAUUAUGCUCCAACCUAGUCAAGUUUCCUGACUUAUUAACAGGGCGGCGCAAAGUUAACUUCCAUAAAAGUCUAUUGCAACGUUACCGGCCCAAGGUCAGACAUGAGGCUCUGCUCCCUUCUUCUGCUCUGCCUGGCAGCAUACCUGUCAUCCUCCUAUGUGAUUUCCCCUCCACAUAUGUGGACCAAACUGAUCCUGACUCACCACUGGCCAAGCACCUUCUGUGGUAUGGAACACCCAGUCUGUCAUCCCAACAUCAGCUACUGGACGCUACAUGGACUCUGGCCAGAUAAAGGGAUUGACUGCAAUUCAUCAUGGCAUUUCAACUCUUCUGAAAUAGAGGACCUGCUUCCAGACAUGAAGAAGAGUUGGCCAGACUUGUUGAGCCCCAUGUCUACUGGAUUCUGGAAGUAUGAGUGGCACAAACAUGGUACAUGUGCAGCCAAGGCAGAGUCUCUGGAUAGCCAACAUAAAUACUUCAGCAAGGCCCUGGAACUAUACCAUAAACUGGAUUUGGACAGCAUCCUGACGAAGUUUGACAUCAUCCCUUCAGAAAAUUACUACAAACUUUCACAAAUUGAAGGAGUCAUAGAGAACUUCUACAGCGUCAAGCCUAAGAUCCAAUGUGUCCAUCCGUCAAAGAAUGCAGGUUUUCAGAUUUUGGGGCAGAUUGAGAUCUGCUUCCACUCUGACUUCACCCUCCUGGACUGUGAGAAACAUUUAACAACAACACCUAAGGGACACUUGGACAAUCACAUCGCAGUCGACAAGACAUCUGGGUUCAGUGUGUGUGACCAGGAUGUGCCCGUUUACUACCCAACACCUUCAUAAAAGAACAUACGACCGAAACCGAACAGCACACUACAACCCUAAAUACACACACACACACACGCGCACACACACAGACUCACAUUAAACAAAUCAACUGUACUGUGAUUUGGCAUUUGCGCACAACAUUUUUUUACUGCAUUUAAAUGCUUGUGGGGACAGUUACUUUGCUCCAGGAAACUCACGCCGCUACCAAGUAGUGCUUUAAUGGAAUUAAGUGCCUUCCUGACAGCUGCUGGUAGAUGAAUCCGAUAUAGUGCACAGCAUGUUUCUUUCCACGCCUCAACAGGGGGCAUUGUGGUGAGUUUAGGUCAGGUGGGUGGGCAGAUUGGACAGUUAAUAUAUGACAUCUUGUUGGCGAAUGAAUGGAGCCUUACAUCAGAUUUGCAGGUGACUCUUGGUCUAUGUUAUCGGUAGGUUAUAUGUCAAUCUUUCGUACAUAAUCUUUUAAGGACUGGGAAUAUUUUAUACCACAUUUGUGUGUUUAUGUGCCUCUUGAUUAUUGCUAUGAUAAGUGAAUUCAUCCAAUGCAUCAUCCUGAAAAUAGCUUGGUUUUCUUAUUGUUAAAUCACUACCCAAAUAUUAUAGGGUCACGUGCACAUUGUAAAUGGCUUUGGGGGCAAAGGUGGUCGUUUUUUAGUCAUUAUAAACGUGUGGUAGUUAUUGCUACCUUUUGAAGUUUGCCUAGUACAUACAUCAUUAUUCAGUGUUUUGUUAUAGGCCUGUCUAUUGAUAUUAAGGACUGCUACUCAUAUAGAGAACUUGAAAAAAAUAGCCUAAACAUUAUGUAUGGAUUAAAAAGUACAAAUAAAAUGUGUUCAAAAAAGAAUAUAUUAUGUGUAAAUUAAAUGCUUUUGUUUCUUUUACAUUGUUAUUGUACGUUAAUAUGAGUUAACAACCUCAAAGUACACUAUAAACAAUAAUUUAAAUAAGAUGUCAUACAAGGUUAUUAUGCACCAUUUGUGUCACACAAGCUCUAGGCCUGUAGAGAUAAAAUAGUUGUUGCAAAUAUUUAAGCUCUAGGCCUGUAGAGAUAAAAUAGUUGUUGCAAAUAUUUUUCUAAACACUUGAAUCCCCCACAUGUUUGUACAAUGGCUUGUUUCUAUUUUUCCUGUUUGGCUAUGGCUACUCUUGUGCAUGUAUAAAUCAAUUCAGUGUAAGUUAAAAGGCAAAAUAAUGAUUAUAAUUGACAGCUACAGUAGACAAAUGCUGUGGUGCCAAGUAACUACUGAAAUGAACAUUUGUACUUCCAUUGUUUUAAUGUCAAUAAAACAUUCAAUAUCUA
Molecule: messenger RNA, 2161 nt
Organism: Trematomus bernacchii (emerald rockcod)
Lineage: Eukaryota; Metazoa; Chordata; Actinopteri; Perciformes; Nototheniidae
Gene: rnaset2
Product: ribonuclease T2
Exons: 10
Coding region: 151-879 (242 amino acids)
Biological process (GO): RNA catabolic process
Cellular component (GO): extracellular region
Molecular function (GO): RNA binding; ribonuclease T2 activity
Source: RefSeq, a predicted model, not a curated record